This is a messenger RNA of Aspergillus bombycis, 2385 nucleotides long. RefSeq names its product TFIIH/NER complex ATP-dependent 5'-3' DNA helicase subunit RAD3. Gene Ontology annotation, biological process: nucleotide-excision repair; transcription by RNA polymerase II; positive regulation of mitotic recombination. NCBI's taxonomy places the organism in Eukaryota, Fungi, Ascomycota, Eurotiomycetes, Eurotiales, Aspergillaceae. Bases 1 to 2385 code for a protein of 794 amino acids. The transcript has 3 exons. Gene Ontology annotation, molecular function: DNA helicase activity; hydrolase activity, acting on acid anhydrides, in phosphorus-containing anhydrides; damaged DNA binding. Gene Ontology annotation, cellular component: nucleus. The record is from RefSeq and is a predicted model, not a curated record.
AUGAAAUUUUUCAUUGAUGACCUUCCUGUCCUUUUCCCGUAUCCUCGUAUAUACCCCGAACAAUAUGCCUACAUGUGCGACCUCAAGAAGACCCUCGAUGCCGGGGGUCACUGUGUCCUGGAAAUGCCCUCGGGCACCGGGAAAACAGUUUCUUUGUUGUCCUUGAUUGUCGCCUAUCAGAUGCAUUAUCCAGAGCAUAGAAAGCUUAUCUACUGCUCUCGAACCAUGUCGGAAAUCGAGAAAGCUUUGGCAGAGCUAAAGGCGCUAAUGAAAUUUCGCACUCAACAACUCGGGUACACUGAGGACUUUCGUGCUUUGGGGCUUACUAGUCGAAAGAACUUGUGUCUGCAUCCGUCUGUCAAAAGGGAGAAAAGUGGCACAAUCGUUGAUGCCAGGUGCAGGAGCUUAACGGCUGGCUUUGUCAAAGAAAAAAAAGAAAGAGGCGAAGACGUUGAGCUCUGUGUCUACCAUGAGAACCUUGACCUCCUCGAACCGCACAACCUUGUACCUCCAGGCGUUUUCACCCUCGACGGACUACUCAAAUACGGCGAAGACCACAAACAAUGUCCCUAUUUCUCUGCACGGCGGAUGAUGCCAUUCUGCAACGUCAUAAUAUACUCCUAUCACUAUCUUCUCGAUCCCAAAAUUGCAGAGCGAGUAUCUCGGGAAUUCUCGAAAGACUGUAUAGUGGUCUUCGACGAGGCACAUAACAUCGAUAACGUCUGCAUCGAAUCACUUAGUAUCGAUAUAACGGAGGAUUCGCUGCGGAAAGCCACCAGGGGAGCAAAUAACUUGGAACGGAGGAUUAAUGAGAUGAAGAGUUCGGAUGCGGAGAAACUACAAAGUGAAUAUUCCAAGCUCGUUGAGGGUCUGCGUGAAGCAGAGCAAGCCAGGGAAGAGGAUCAGUUUAUCUCAAAUCCUGUCCUCCCUGCCGAUCUGCUCAAGGAAGCCGUACCGGGCAAUAUACGCCGAGCGGAGCACUUCAUCUCCUUCCUAAAAAGAUUCAUCGAAUACCUUAAGACUCGAAUGAAAGUCACUCAUACCAUCUCCGAAACACCUCCCUCGUUCUUAACUCAUGUUAAAGACUUGACCUAUAUCGAGCGAAAACCUUUGCGAUUCUGCGCCGAGCGGCUAACGUCCCUGGUGCGGACGUUGGAGCUCAUCAACAUAGAAGACUAUCAACCGCUACAGGAAGUGGCGACAUUUGCGACGUUGGUCUCGACAUAUGACAAAGGGUUUCUCCUAAUUCUAGAACCUUUUGAAUCAGAGGCAGCGACAGUUCCGAACCCUGUGUUGCAUUUUACCUGCUUGGACGCCGCUAUCGCUAUCAAGCCUGUGUUCGAACGAUUCAGUUCCGUCAUUAUCACUUCCGGAACUCUAUCACCUCUUGAGAUGUAUCCCAAGAUGCUCGGAUUCACAACUGUCAUGCAAGAGUCAUACAGCAUGACACUCGCACGACGUUCUUUCUUACCCAUGGUCGUUACUCGUGGCUCAGAUCAAGCACAAAUUUCCUCCUCAUUCCAGAUACGUAAUGACCCGGGUGUGGUACGUAAUUACGGGAACAUUGUCCUAGAAUUCUCGCGAAUUACACCAGAUGGUAUCGUCGUUUUCUUCCCUUCAUACUUGUAUAUGGAGUCCAUCAUCAGUAUGUGGCAAGGCAUGGGCAUCUUGGAUUCUAUAUGGAACUACAAGUUGAUUCUUGUCGAGACACCGGAUGCGCAGGAGUCUUCAUUGGCGCUGGAGACAUAUCGAACAGCUUGCUGCAAUGGAAGGGGAGCCAUCUUAAUGUGCGUCGCCCGAGGAAAGGUCUCCGAAGGUAUUGAUUUUGACCAUCACUAUGGCCGUGCCGUGAUAUGCAUUGGUGUGCCAUUCCAAUACACCGAAUCAAGGAUAUUAAAAGCGCGCCUUGAAUUUCUUCGAGAAAAUUACCGCAUUCGAGAGAACGACUUCUUAUCUUUCGACGCAAUGAGACAUGCUGCACAGUGUCUCGGUCGGGUCCUUCGUGGCAAGGAUGACUAUGGGGUCAUGGUUCUCGCUGAUAAGCGAUUCCAGAAGAAACGAACCCAACUCCCCAAGUGGAUCAGUCAGGCCAUGCUUGAAAGUGAGACUAACCUCAGUACUGAUAUGGCCGUGGCCACCGCGAAAAACUUCCUACGCGGCAUGGCUCAGCCUUUCAAAGCCAAAGACCAGGACGGUAUCUCGACAUGGAGCCUGGCAGAUUUAGAGCGACAUCGAGAGAAGCAGAUGCUGGAGGAAGAGAGAGCACAACGAGAAGAACUGGCUCGUAGACAUGGCGCAAACGGUACUGCCAAUGGUGCUGUCGUCGCCGAGGAUGAAUUUGACGACGACAUUGACGACACCCUCAUGAUGCUGGAUGCACAGUGA